UAUCCCAUAAAUUUCCCCUUAAAUUGUCCCAUAAAUUUCCCCUUAAAUUGUCCCAUAAAUUUCCCCUUAAAUUGUCCCAUAAAUUUCCCCAUAAAUUUCCCCAUAAAUUGUCCCAUAAAUUGCCCAUUAAAUUGUCCCAUUAAUUUCCCAUCGAAUUGUCCCAUAAAUCGCCCCUUAAAUUAUCCCAUAAAUUACCCCUUAAAUUGUUCCAUAAAUUUCCCCUUAAAUUGUGCCAUAAAUUGCCCCUUAAAUUCUCGCGUAAAUUGUCCCUUAAAUUCUCGCAUAAAUUUCCCCUUAAAUUGUCCGAUGAAUUGCCCCUUAAAUUGUCACUUAAAUUGCCACAUAAAUUGUCCCUUAAAUUGCCCCAUUAAAUUGUCUCAUAAAUUGUUUCAUAAAAUGUUAAUUAAAUUGUCGCAUAAAUUGUCCCGCAAAUUAUCCCAUAAAUUGUCACUUAAAUUGCCACAUAAAUUGUCCCAUUAA
Molecule: messenger RNA, 480 nt
Organism: Lottia gigantea (owl limpet)
Lineage: Eukaryota; Metazoa; Mollusca; Gastropoda; Lottiidae
Exons: 1
Source: RefSeq, a predicted model, not a curated record